AUGGUCACCAAGGCCGAGUUCCCGGAGGUGGUGUGGGGGGAGCACAAGAGCGCGGCGCAGGUGCUGGCCUCGCUGCAGCGCAUCGCGGAGCGGCAGGGCAUGGCGGCGGCCACGCGCGUGGGCUCGCGCGUGGCGGCCGAGGUCUGCGCCCUCGACGCCGCCGUCUCCUACGUCGAGCCCGCCCGCAUGCUGGUCCUCAAGUCGGACACCACCAAGCAGCAGAAGCUGCCGGGCAGCGUGGCGCUCAUCUGCGCGGGCACGGCCGACGUGGGGGUGGUGGAGGAGUGCCGCGUCAUGCUGGCGGCCGCCGGCUGCUACGCCUUCAAGCUCGCAGAGUCGGGGGUGAUGGGCAUGCACCGCAUCGUGCAGAACCUGGACGCCGUCAAGGCCGCGGACGUCGUCAUCUGCAUCACCGGCAUGGAUGGCGGCCUGGCCUCGGUGGUGGCGGGGCUGGUGGAGGUCCCCGUCAUCGCGCUGCCCACCAGCACCGGCUACGGCGCCGCCUUCAGCGGCGUGGCCCCCAUGCUGGCCGCCCUCAACUCCUCUGCGCCCGGCGUGUGCGUGGUGAACAUCGACAGCGGGUUUGGGGCGUCCAUGGCCGCGUGGCGCAUCCUCAAGAACGCCGCCCGCAUCCGCCAGGCGCUCACCAAGGCGUAG
Molecule: messenger RNA, 657 nt
Organism: Chlorella variabilis
Lineage: Eukaryota; Viridiplantae; Chlorophyta; Trebouxiophyceae; Chlorellales; Chlorellaceae
Exons: 2
Coding region: 1-657 (218 amino acids)
Biological process (GO): 'de novo' IMP biosynthetic process
Molecular function (GO): hydrolase activity
Source: RefSeq, a predicted model, not a curated record